Glossina fuscipes is the source of this 1967-nucleotide messenger RNA. Its product is annotated as arylsulfatase B. NCBI's taxonomy places the organism in Eukaryota, Metazoa, Arthropoda, Insecta, Diptera, Glossinidae. The record is from RefSeq and is a predicted model, not a curated record. The coding region runs from base 181 to 1890 and encodes 569 amino acids. The transcript has 9 exons.
AUAAAAACAGAAUUAUAAUUAAAAUUAGAUGAACUGAUGGUGACAUUAAAAAUUAUUCGAUCAAAGUCAUGCUCAUAACGCUGAACGUAAAGUUUAUUAACAUUAACUCAUACACAUCUUGAAUGCAAAUGAUUGACUCGUGAAAUUCCCGUAAAACAAAUUGUCUCGCGUUUUGUCAUUAUGUCGCGAUUGUUUAUAUAUAUAUUAUUUCUGUUAAAAAGCAUUUGUUUAAUCAAUUCAAAUGAUCUUCAUGAUAAAGAUAUAUUUCAAUCCUUAACGAAAAAGAAGCCGCACAUUAUCUUUAUAUUGGCUGAUGAUUUGGGUUUUAAUGAUGUGAGUUUUCGUGGAUCUGCUCAAAUUCCUACACCGAAUAUUGAUGCCUUGGCAUUCUCGGGAAUCAUAUUAAAUCGAUAUUACGUUAAUCCAAUUUGUACACCUUCAAGAUCAGCCUUAAUGACGGGCAAACAUCCCAUACAUACGGGUAUGCAGCAUACUGUUUUAUAUGGCGCUGAACCGCGAGGUUUACCUUUAACAGAGAAACUUAUGCCACAAUACUUCAAUGAUUUUGGAUAUUCUUCACACAUUGCUGGGAAAUGGCAUUUGGGUCAUUAUAAACAUAUUUAUUCACCUCUCUAUCGGGGCUUUCGAUCCCACGUUGGCUAUUGGACGGGACAUCAUGAUUAUUUCGAUCAUACCGCAGUGGAAAGCCAACAAUGGGGUUUGGAUAUAAGAAAUGGUUUAAAUGUUGGUUAUGAGUUCCACGGAAAAUAUACAACGGAUCUGGUAACAGAAGAAUCUAUUAGAGUAAUAACAAAUCACAAUGUGUCCGAGCCUCUUUUUCUUUAUGUAGCGCACGCAGCGGUGCAUUCAGGAAAUCCAUAUGAUCCAUUAUCGGCGCCUGACGAAACCGUAGCAAAAAUGCAACACAUUUCGAAUUACAAUAGAAGAAAAUAUGCUGCUAUGGUUACAAAAGUAGAUGAAUCUGUAGGGCGUAUAGUGCAACAAUUGCAGAAGCAACAAAUGCUUAAUGAUUCAAUUAUCAUUUUUAGUACAGAUAAUGGGGGACCAGCAGAGGGUUUUAAUUUAAAUCAUGCAUCUAAUUGGCCUUUACGGGGUGUAAAAAAUACCCUUUGGGAGGGCGGUGUAAGAGGAGCCGGUAUAUUGUGGUCACCUCGUUUAAAGAAACCACGUCGCGUAGCUGAUCAAGUUAUGCACAUAACAGAUUGGUUGCCAACGCUUUUAACAGCCAUUACUGAUAAUCCAGUUUCGCCUCUUACUCACUCUGAAAUAGAUGGUAUCAGUAUAUGGCGUGCCUUAUCUGAAGAUGAGCCCUCACCUCGCAAGAUUAUACUUCAUAAUAUUGACGAUAUUUGGGGAAGUUCGGCUUUAACUGUCGGUGAUUGGAAGCUUCUAAAGGGUACCAAUUAUCAGGGAGCUUGGGAUGGUUGGUAUGGUCCAGCCGGCGAUCGUGAUCCAAGACUUUAUGAUUACAAAGCUAUACGCUUAUGUUUGACGGGUCGAGCUUUAGAGGCUUUGAAUAUGCUCCCCACAACGGCUGACAUUAUACGCUUACGGUCACAAUCGAAUAUUAACUGUAACGUGAGAGUGCCCUAUUUAAAACAGGGCAGUAAAUGUAACCCCUUACAAGAACCUUGUCUAUAUAAUAUUAAGGACGAUCCAUGCGAGCACUAUAGCUUAGCUCACAAAUAUCCAAACAUAUUGGAUUCAGUAUUAUUCGAACUUGAUUACUACAAUAGUACGGCAGUGCCGCCUUCAAAUAAACCAUUAGAUCCUCGUGCUGCACCUAGUAGAUGGAAUUACACAUGGACCAAUUUCGGAGAUUAUGAUGAUGAAUUUGAGCAAACUCAAGUUUACAUUGGGAAAAUUUAAUUAUACAAUAAAUUUGAACUUACAUUGUUGUCUUGGUCACCACCAUAACCACCGCCACCGCCAUUGCCACCGCUACC